This is a messenger RNA of Hypoxylon trugodes, 1091 nucleotides long. RefSeq names its product DUF218 domain-containing protein. Gene Ontology annotation, cellular component: plasma membrane. Bases 278 to 955 code for a protein of 225 amino acids. The transcript is spliced from 2 exons. The record is from RefSeq and is a predicted model, not a curated record. NCBI's taxonomy places the organism in Eukaryota, Fungi, Ascomycota, Sordariomycetes, Xylariales, Hypoxylaceae.
AAGCCUAACGCUAAUUCUGUAAGCGACAUCGGGCACAUGAUAUGCGUGGGGGGUGGUCUAGCGGAACUUUGCAGCUAAAUAUUGUAACUGGCCAACUAAAUAUUUAGGCCUUCUUAGCGCACAUGCUCCAUUUUCAACCCUUACGUACACCACACCACCAUAUUCAGGGACUUGGGUCAGAUGCUUUCGAUAAACCCAUCACUUAUCUAUAUGCGAAACUAAGUGAAUUGAAAUCAUUAGUGUCCAAUGAAAUUCUUACGUUAUUCGGCUUGAAAAGAUGACGGCGGAAAGUGAUAGUACCCAGAGAGAAUAUGAUUCUUCACAAGAUGCGGAAACACUUUAUAACUACCACCAACUUCACAUGCCACUCGAAAAAGAAGUAGACGCCGUUUUCUGUCUGUGCAGCCUUGACACGCGCGUAGCGGAACGUGCCGCCCAGUUAAUUCUUGAUGGCUAUGGGAAAUACCUUAUAUUCUCUGGUGGGACCGGAAGACUGACACAAGGCCGUUACGAUAAACCCGAAGCACAAGUAUUUGGUGACAUAGCUCUGAACAUGGGAGUUCCGAAAGAAAAACUCCUGAUUGAACCCCUUUCGACAAACACUGGUGAGAAUGUUCGCUUCACAUAUGCACUACUUCAGGACAAGGGACUACAAUUGAAUUCCUUCAUCCUUGUUCAGAAACCAUACAUGGAAAGGCGAACUUAUGCCACCUUCAAGAAACAAUGGCCAGAUUCUGACACUCGGAUAUCGGUCACAUCGCCACAAUUCAAAUGGGAUGAAUAUCCAAACGAUGCCAACCCAAAAGAUUUAGUCAUCAAUAUUGCUGUGGGCGAUCUCAUCCGUAUUCGGGAAUAUCCUUCAAGAGGUUUUCAGAUUCCACAAGACAUUCCCGACGAGGUUUGGGAAGCGGGUCAACGGCUCAUUCGUGCAGGUUACAAUAUCCACCUACCCUAGAAUCUGCAUAAACAUCUCGCGAUGUUCAUACUCGUCCAGAGGGCUUUUCGCUAUUAAUCCCAUUAAGGUGGUCGGAUUUGAGCGAGGGGUCAAAUUACUAAUCAGUAAUUCCAGCAGUAAUGGAGGUGCUAUGCUU